AUGUGGAUGAUCAUUCACUUGGGUUUUCUGCUAACAGUUGGAGGAACUUUUCGAGAGAAAAUCACAUUGGAUGCAUUCCAGAAAGUGACGCCUUGUACCACUGGCAUGAGAGGAGCAAUCGACAGGGUUUUUAUCAAUGGCACAGUUACUGGAGCAGAUUCUUUGGAAAGGGACUGGUUUGACCAUGUUAUUGUUAAAUCAGUAUCAAAAGCAAUGAAAUUGCCUCUGUGUUAUGUCUCGUUGCUUACAAGUGAUUGCAUUUAUCCAAAUCGUACCAUCCAUCGAUGCUACUGCAAGGAUAAAAACUUAGCUACAGGGGAGGUUCACUUUGUGGUGAAUCUCACAGCAGAAUUAAUAAUAAGCGAAACAGCCAUCAAUAUAAGGCGGCCAAUUACCAGCGGUGCAGAACAGCUAUUGUCUAAUAACAAUGUAACCUUGCCGAAAAUAUAUG
Molecule: messenger RNA, 451 nt
Organism: Candidula unifasciata
Lineage: Eukaryota; Metazoa; Mollusca; Gastropoda; Stylommatophora; Geomitridae
Source: the annotation of a GenBank genome assembly